This is a messenger RNA of Rodentolepis nana, 1968 nucleotides long. Lineage: Eukaryota; Metazoa; Platyhelminthes; Cestoda; Cyclophyllidea; Hymenolepididae. The record is from the annotation of a GenBank genome assembly.
AUGGGAGACCAUGAAUGCUCUAUCAAUUCACUUCGAACAUUCUGCAGAGGUAGCAAAUUUACUUUUCGCCAAACGAUUGUUGACGAAACCGGUCUUCCCCACGAACGACUGUUUCAUGUCCAAACAAUCGUAUCAAAUAUAUCCAAGAAUUUGAAUAUAGGUAUUUUCGAUGGUUUCGGCCAGACUAUCAAAAUGGCCAAGAGGAAUUCGGCCCUCUCGGCAUUGACCACGUUAAAACCGGCAAGACCUUCUAAUAAUGAUCCCAAAAAGAAUGAAGAUGCCAAUCUAUUGUCAAUAUUAAAACUCAAUGAGGAGGACCUUCUGACAUCAAAUAAUUCUUACAGUGAUUUAGUGGAGUUGGGGAUGUUAUUCAAAGUCCCUGUUCGUUUGCUUAAGUCGGGUCCGGAUUAUUGUGUUUCAUUUUGUCAUUGUACAUUCGCAUCGCCAAUAAGUUAUGUGGAGGCUAGCUACAAGGCUCUCAGAGCCAUUCGUACACAAAUUGAAUCCCUGAAUCAAAUCUCCAUUCAGAGUUAUGCAUGGCGAAUUGACGUUGUUUCCCGUCUUCUUGGUCUUUCCCUCUCAUUCGAAGUCUCCGAACUGUUGAACCAUCCAUUGAGGUUUUCUGUGAACUGUAUAUUACCCCCUUUCACGAAAACUGCGGCAUCCGCUAAAACAAUGGAACGUGCGAAAGAACUAGCCUCUCGCUUGAUGCUUAGCCAGCUCAAGAAAUUCGAAAAGUCCCCAUCAACCAUAUCCUCAAAUUCCCAAAAAUCUACAAAGCAUCCGAAGAAAUAUAAUAAUCGUGUCAGGGGCUCUUCCGAUUAUUCUGGAUCGUUGAAUCCCGUUGAACGCCUAGAACUCAUUCAACAAACUAAUAAACAACCCGAACCCGUUUAUAACUUAGAGGAGUUGUACCCUCCAGUUAAGGUGAUCCUUUCCUGUGACGGCAAUGAAGUGGUAAAAUCUCGCCGUGGACCUAUCAAAUUCCUCUGCACUUGUUAUAUUGGCGAGACUGCUAUUCGAGGGGACGCGUACUGCAAUAAGCGCUUAGCUAAAAGAUCAGCUGCAGAAAAGGCAUUAGAGACACUGGGAGUUGAUGCCUACCGUCAGUUGAAAAUCCAAAAUAGUAGUGUUGUCUCCCAUUCACAGCUGCCCAGUUCUUUAAAAUCAGGUAUAAGGAACGUAAAUAUCACAUUCAUUUCACAGGAUUCCGCUGUCUCAAUCUCAUGCGCCAAGGAAGUUGUUCUGUUUGAUGCUGCGAGUCAAUCAAGCAUUAGGUUCACUCCCAAAUCGAAUAGAAGGUCGAGAAGCGCGUAUAGGCCUGAGGUAUCCUCUUCAAUGAGUCGAAAUACUCCUUGCGCGACUUCUGUUGGAAUAGACACCUUUGCGUAUGAACUUAAUCUUCUGAGCGUGGCUCCUCGUGAAGACGGUUAUUGCAAGAAUCCCAACGAAAGUAAUCAAGAGGUGAAAGGUGAGGAGGAACCAUUGCCAAACCCCCUCCAAGAUAUCGUGUCCUGGAAACUACUGGCAAGUCUUGCACGAGUUCUAACGUGCUGGGGGUCACGGGAUAAUUUAUCUCCUGAUUCUCAAGCUGUCAGUUUGGAUACUCAACUACUCCAAAUGUGUAACCGUUUCGGUAUUCCUUGUCAGUUGGUGGAGCUUUCUGGAAUGGAAGAGAAAAACAAAGGCUGGACGCCUCUUCAGAAUGGCAAAUUUCAUAAGUACGCGGAAUCUGGCUGCACUUUUCUACUUCAAAUUGGUAGAACCCACUCUGUUUCGCGUUUCUUAUCAUCUUCCGAGAGAGUAGGCGAUAAAUUUUCGGAAUCCAAUGGACCACAAACAAAUCGUCUUGAAUGUGGACACAAUGGUAGAGGGGGUUGCUUCUUAUCUACUGGUGCUAACAGAGCUGAGUGCCGACAGAACUUGGUUCUGCAUGCCUUGAAAUGUCUUAUUGGCCCCACUCAAUGA